Molecule: messenger RNA, 1579 nt
Organism: Liolophura sinensis
Lineage: Eukaryota; Metazoa; Mollusca; Polyplacophora; Chitonida; Chitonidae
Product: alpha-L-fucosidase-like
Exons: 8
Coding region: 72-1439 (455 amino acids)
Biological process (GO): glycoside catabolic process; fucose metabolic process
Cellular component (GO): lysosome
Molecular function (GO): alpha-L-fucosidase activity
Source: RefSeq, a predicted model, not a curated record
CACUUGCCGGGACAAACAAGAAAUUUUUUAUUUUAUUUUUGUUUGAUCAGUACGUAUAUCGGAAAUCAAGUAUGAAUAUAUUGUUUGUGGUGGAGGUAUUUCUCCUCGUGGCUGUGGUAAAGUGUCAGUACAAACCAACGUGGGAAUCUCUAGAUGCUCGGCCGCUGCCGGCCUGGUACGACGAGUCCAAGUUCGGAAUAUUUAUACACUGGGGAGUCUUUUCGGUGCCCAGUUUUCGAUCUGAAUGGUUCUGGUGGGACUGGCAGGGAGUAAACGAUUCUGACGUUGUAGCGUUUAUGAAAAGUAACUAUCCUCCUACAUUCACGUAUCCUGAUUUUGCUCCGACAUUUAAGGCUGAAUUUUUCAACCCGGAACAGUGGGCAGAUGUAAUACAGGCGUCCGGAGCAAGGUAUGUAGUGCUGACCAGCAAACACCACGAAGGGUUUACGAACUGGCCGUCCAAAGUAUCCUGGAAUUGGAACUCGAUGGAUACAGGACCUCACCGAGACUUGGUUGGUGACCUUGCAGCUGCCAUACGUAAUCAAACAAGUGUGAUAUUCGGCCUUUACCAUUCCUUGUUUGAAUGGUUCAACCCACUCUACCUGCAGGAUAAGCAAAACAACUGGACUACCCAAGAUUUUGUUAAGGAAAAGACUGAAGUUGAAUUAUUUGAUUUAAUAAACACUUACAAGCCCGAUCUCCUCUGGUCAGAUGGGGAAUGGGAAGCUCCAGCCUCGUACUGGAACUCACAGCAGUUUCUGGCCUGGCUGUACAAUGAUAGCCCUGUAAAGGACACUAUUGUGACUAAUGACAGAUGGGGAGCGAGGACCCUCUGUAAACAUGGCGGCUAUUAUACCUGCAGUGAUCGAUUUAAUCCAGGCGUUCUCCAGAAACACAAAUGGGAGAACGCGAUGACGCUAGAUACCAAAUCUUGGGGUUUCAGACGCAAUGCUCCGCUGACGGAUUACCUAGACAUGGAAAACCUGACGCAAAUUUUAGCAGAAACAAUUAGUUGUGGCGGGAACCUGUUAAUGAACAUCGGUCCGACCGCGGACGGGCGAAUUGUACCGAUCUUUGAGGAGAGGCUGCGUCAGAUGGGAGCCUGGUUAAAGGUUAACGGAGAGGCGAUCUACGGCAGUCAGCCAUGGAUCUUCCAGAAUGACACGGUCACACCAGGCGUAUGGUACACCAUGGCUAAACGUGUUGCAAGCACCGCGGUAUACGCCAUUGUCCUUGAUUGGCCAGACGGAGACAUUCUGUAUCUGGCAUCUGUCAGCCCUAGUUUACAAACUAAUGUUACCCUGUUGGGUUAUCUAGGAACAUUUGAUUGGAGAAGGCCUGAAUCAGGUGGAAUUGAGAUUAUCAUACCACCGAUUCCAGCCAGUCACAUGCCUUGUAAAUGGGCGUGGGUAUUCAGAUUUGAAGGUUUAGAAACCUAGCCCCUCUUGAAAAAGGCGGUUGCCUCCCCUUGAUUAUUUUGUAAAUAGGCACACGUGUAUACCUGAGUAAGUAGGCCUACAUAUAUAUUUGUAUGAAUAAUUUUGUCUUUUCUCCAUAUACUACUAUUGAAUAAAAGUUA